Molecule: messenger RNA, 399 nt
Organism: Ipomoea triloba (trilobed morning glory)
Lineage: Eukaryota; Viridiplantae; Streptophyta; Magnoliopsida; Solanales; Convolvulaceae
Product: defensin D2-like
Exons: 2
Coding region: 1-246 (81 amino acids)
Biological process (GO): defense response
Source: RefSeq, a predicted model, not a curated record
AUGGCUUUAUCUCUCCGUUCAUUUGCAGCUGCCCUUCUCUUUGUGAUGCUGUUCAUGGCCACUGAGCUGGGAAGAAACACAAUAAUGGUGACGGAGGCGAGGAAGUGCGCGACGCCGAGCGGGAAGUUCAAGGGGCAGUGUUUCCGGCAAGCUAACUGCGCAACGAUUUGCCAGUCGGAGGGGUAUCCCGAAGGCGACUGCAAAGGGACGUUUAAUCGCCGCUGCUACUGCAUUAAGCCUUGCUAGCUAAAUAAAUGUUACAAAUCCAACCAUGGAUAGAUCAGUCUUCUCUUUGCUCUUCGGCAAAGCUAGAAUUCAAAUUCAAUUGCGUUAAUAUACUAAAAUAUGAAUGUAAUAAGUUAUAUUUAUAAAUAAAUGUUUUAUCAAUACUUUGAAACA